Molecule: messenger RNA, 2635 nt
Organism: Sardina pilchardus (European sardine)
Lineage: Eukaryota; Metazoa; Chordata; Actinopteri; Clupeiformes; Clupeidae
Gene: pax7b
Product: paired box 7b
Exons: 9
Coding region: 101-1618 (505 amino acids)
Biological process (GO): regulation of transcription by RNA polymerase II; anatomical structure development
Molecular function (GO): RNA polymerase II cis-regulatory region sequence-specific DNA binding; DNA-binding transcription factor activity, RNA polymerase II-specific
Source: RefSeq, a predicted model, not a curated record
UUCGCAUAUUUUUUCCUCUCCAAAGACAUUUUCAUCAACAAGUCUGGACUCGUGUUCACCAUUUGAGCAUCAGCCUUGUUUUAGUUAAUUCUUCAGAAGAAUGUCAUCUCUGCCGGGCACUGUACCCCGAAUGAUGCGACCGGCGCCUGGACAAAACUACCCCCGUACUGGAUUUCCUUUGGAAGUGUCAACCCCUCUGGGUCAAGGUCGGGUGAAUCAACUCGGCGGUGUUUUCAUCAAUGGAAGGCCACUGCCAAAUCAUAUCCGACACAAGAUAGUGGAGAUGGCCCACCACGGCAUUCGACCCUGCGUGAUAUCCCGACAGCUUCGAGUUUCCCACGGUUGUGUAUCCAAAAUUCUCUGCCGGUAUCAGGAAACCGGUUCCAUCCGUCCUGGUGCAAUAGGAGGGAGUAAACCCAGGCAGGUAGCAACGCCUGACGUGGAGAAAAGAAUCGAGGAGUACAAGCGCGAAAACCCAGGAAUGUUCAGCUGGGAAAUCCGAGAUAAAUUGCUGAAGGACGGGGUGUGUGACCGAAGCACUGUACCUUCAGGUGAGGCCUCAUCUGUGAGCUCCAUUAGUCGUGUUCUGAGGGCUCGGUUUGGAAAGAAGGAUGAUGAAGAUGACUGCGAUAAAAAAGAUGAUGGAGGAGAGAAGAAAACUAAACAUAGCAUCGACGGCAUACUUGGUGAUAAAGGUGGACGCAUCGACGAGGGCUCGGACGUGGACUCGGAGCCGGACCUGCCGCUGAAGAGGAAGCAGCGGCGCAGCCGGACCACCUUCACGGCCGAGCAGCUGGAGGAGCUGGAGAAGGCCUUCGAGCGCACGCACUACCCCGACAUCUACACCCGGGAGGAGCUGGCCCAGAGGACCAAACUCACGGAGGCACGCGUGCAGGUGUGGUUUAGCAAUCGACGAGCCAGGUGGCGCAAGCAGGCGGGAGCCAAUCAGCUGGCUGCGUUUAACCACCUGUUGCCAGGAGGGUUCCCCGGUACCGGAAUGCCCACGCUCCCGACGUAUCAGCUGCCCGAGGCCUCGUACGGCACCACCACGCUAUCACAAGACGGCACUGGCACAUUGCAUCGGCCGCAGCCUCUGCCCCCGUCCACCAUGCACCAGAGCCUCCCGGGCGACAGCGGCUCGUACGGCCUGUCGUCGGCCAACCGCCACGGCUUCUCCAGCUACUCGGACACCUUCAUGAGUCCGACGGCCUCCAGCAACCACAUGAACCCUGUGAGCAACGGCCUCUCUCCGCAGGUCAUGAGCAUUUUGAGCCAGUCCCAGCCCCAGCCCCAGUCCCAGCACGACUUCUCCAUCUCCCCGCUGCACGGCGGCCUGGACUCCUCCAACUCCAUCUCGGCCAGCUGUAGCCAGCGCUCCGACUCCAUCAAGACGGUGGACAGCCUGCCGUCCUCCCAGUCCUACUGCCCCCCCACCUACAGCACCACCGGCUACAGCGUGGACCCCGUCACCGCCGGCUACCAGUACAGCCAGUAUGGCCAGACUGCGGUGGACUACCUGGCCAAGAAUGUGAGCUUGUCCACGCAGAGGAGAAUGAAGCUCGGGGAGCACUCAGCCGUGCUUGGACUUCUACAGGUGGAGACGGGCCAGGCCUACUGAUGCCCCCUGCCUCACACUCGCUCUCCCCAGGACCAGGACCUCUGACCUCUUAUUCCAACGAUCCCACACACACACACACACACGUGCGCACUCACACAGACACACACACAUACUCACACCUCGUCUUGAUGUGCCACCUCCCCUCCACCUCUCACCAGCAGCCGCCAAGUUUUUUGUUUUUGUUUUUGUUUGUUUGUUUUUUGCUUGCACACUGUGUGUGCACGUAUCCAAACACACAAGGAAUAGCACGAGGGCAGGAGCGCCCGCGGGCAGGCAAGUCUCCGUGGGCAGACUCUAUGAACCCGGGGCUGACUCGGCCGCUGAGAGCAACAAAGCCAUUCCAGACUGAGACAACACUAGCCAGCUAGCGUCGUCGCUACCGCCUGCCGUAGCCGGCCACCGCCUCUCCCCAGCGAGCCCUGAUCCCCUCUUCCUCCCCCCUCCUCCUCUUCCUCCUCCACAAAGGGACCCAUUCAGGGCCUCCAAGGCCAGCAGGGAAAAACAAAUGAGCUACUUAUUAUGACGUCGGGAACAACGUCUGAAAUCCCUGCCCGUCGGCUGCCACUGUUAGCACGAGCAGACAACAAUACCCUCGCCCUCCAUCCCUUCAUUCCACACGAUUUUCCACCAUGUUUAUAGUACUUUUUUCAAACGAACGAUCGAAUGAAAAAAAAAAUGCCACUGUCACAAUUCUAUUUGUUAUUACAAUUGUUGAUGGUCUUACAGUUUAUGAUUAUAAUUAUUGUAAUUAUUUUUGUUCACAAUUUUUUUUUUUUGUAGUUUGGUUUUCUCUUUCACUAGGUAUUUUUGUUUUGUAUAAUGCAAACAUAUGACUGAGAGGAAUGAACAAGGCAGAAAAAUAUGAUUGCUUGCCUCUCUAUAACAUUUGUGUGUGUGUGUGUGUGUGUGUGUGUGUUUGUGUGUGUGUGUGUGAGAGAGAGAGAGAGAGAGAGAGAGACUGUGUGUGUGUGUGUGUGUGUGUGUGUGUGUGACUGUGUAUAUGUGUGUGUGUGUGUG